CAAACAAUAGAAUCCCUCAUAGAAUGUAAUUGUAAUGGUUUUAAUGGAAACUGCAAUGGUCCCUGUGGGUUUUUACUAGUAAUUUGUUGCCUACUAUUGGUGGCAUGUUAUGUCUAGUGGAUACCAUUAAGGACCAAUAAUGGUAAUGGUAAUGGCUUUACUGGUUUGAUGGCUUGUAAUGGUAUUAGUAGUGGAAACCAUUAGAAUUUCUUUGAUGGUUUCUAUAGAUUUUUUUCCAGCAGGGUAAUCUCUAUAUUAUUAGAUUUAGAUUAUGCAGAUCAUCCAUCAUACACGUCUCUAUGAACAAGUUGCUAAUGAUAUCAUAUUAGAAUAAUCAUUUAAAUUACAGACAGCACUAUUGUCAGAGAUGAUGUUAUGGAAAAUUAAUCACCAUCUGGCCAAUCAGAUUCAAGAAAUCAACAGCGCUGUGGUAUGAAAUAGCCAUCAAUGCACAGAUUAUUAUGAAAAGAAACCAGUGAUGUUUAAUACGCUCUGGCAUCACCUUUUUUGCUGCUUCAAUUGUCAAAAGACAUUGUGCUAAUCAACACUGUUAAAUUGCUGUUCAGAUGCCUGUCUAUCCUAGGGGUAGGUAAUUAAGAAUUUGUAGGAAAAUGAUGGAAAGCAAGCUUGACAGUGCCAAAUCGCUCUCUGUGGUAUGUUUCCAAUACGCAUACAGUAAAUUCACAGCAGGAUCUUAUUCUUCAUAGAAAAAAAAGUCACUAUAAUUCUUGAAGCACUUUGUAAUAUUACAGUUAUCAUGAACAAUAUAGAACUUAAUCAAGCACUCCUGUCUUCUGCUUAGAACUGAUAGUGCUUUCAUAAAGCUACUCCCUGUACAAAUUUAGGUCAAAAGUGCUGCAACUGUUUGAACUUUAUUUAUUUAUUUAUUUAUUUUUAAUCUUUGUUAUUUUAUUUUGUUAUUUUUGGCAGCAGUGAGGUGCUCACAAAUACAAAUCACACAACCAUCUGCCAUGUAUAAAGCAGAAUCCCCAAUGUUGAAUUAACACCUAUAGUGUUUAUAUAAGUCAGGCUGGACAUAGCUUAACGUUGUACUGCAGCUCCUUCUCACUAUUCCUCCCUCGUGCUGGUGGCAUCUGCUUCUGGGUUACUGCAGGAUUAGAGCUUGACAAGAAGGGCGGAUGAAACACUGACAGCAUGCCGACUUCUCCAGGCCCAGAUGGUCGGUCCAGUCAUUCUGCGGUUCAAAUAUCCACCCACACACCCACACACGCACAUACAAUAGCACAGACACACGUGUAUGCUUUGAAAAUAACACACAGUGGACUUUAUCAGAGUGAAUGUGGUAUUAGUUAGUUGUUCCCACUUGUCCUUUUGAUAGAUUUGUGAAUCACUCACUCCUACUGAGUACCUGAUGGAAAGAAAUAAUGGGACCCAGGAGCUGCUGCUGAUUGAUACGAAUGGAUAGAUGAAAUGAUAUUUCAUUCUAACAGUAGGUUGCGUUAGUAUACUGCUGUAAAAUGGUGUAGUAAGAUCACUGUGAGAAGAGACGUGCUGGGAUGCUUGCGACUGAGAGAAAUGUGGGUUGUUUUCCCUGGCUGUGACUCCUACCCGAGCUGAACCGGUCUCUUGGACUUGCACCUGGGCGACAGGUGGUUUUGCCUGAAUUAUGAAGUACAUCUUGGUCACUGGUGGUGUUAUAUCUGGAAUUGGUAAAGGUAUUAUUGCCAGCAGUGUGGGAACAAUCCUCAAAUCCUGCGGCCUCCAUGUCACCGCCAUCAAGAUCGAUCCUUACAUUAAUAUUGACGCAGGCACAUUCUCUCCCUAUGAGCACGGUGAAGUGUUUGUGCUGGAUGAUGGUGGUGAAGUUGAUCUGGAUUUGGGAAACUACGAACGCUUUCUGGAUAUCCGGCUAACCAAAGACAACAACCUGACUACUGGGAAGAUUUAUCAGUCUGUUAUUACGAAAGAGAGGAGAGGGGAUUAUCUUGGCAAAACUGUGCAAGUGGUACCACACAUCACCGAUGCCAUUCAGGAAUGGGUUAUGCAGCAAGCCAAAGUGUCAGUGGACGAUGAUGGGGUUGAGCCACAAGUCUGUGUCAUAGAGUUAGGAGGCACCGUUGGAGACAUUGAAAGCAUGCCUUUCAUAGAAGCAUUCAGGCAGUUCCAGUUCAAAGUGAAACGUGAGAACUUCUGCAACAUUCAUGUCAGUCUUGUUCCACAGCCCAGUACUACAGGAGAGCAGAAGACUAAACCCACACAAAACAGUGUGCGAGAGCUCCGUGGUCUGGGCCUGUCACCUGAUCUGAUCGUUUGCCGAUGUUCUACACCCCUGGAAGCUGCAGUGAAAGAGAAGAUCUCUAUGUUUUGUCAUGUAGAGCCAGAGCAGGUCAUCUGCAUACAUGAUGUGUCCUCAGUCUAUAAAGUUCCACUACUCAUGGAGGAUCAGGGAAUGGUGGAUUUUUUUUGCAGAUGGCUGAACCUGCCCAUUGAGACAAAACCCCGCAGGAUGCUCACCAAAUGGAAAGAAAUGUCAGAUAGAACUAACCGCCUUUUGGAAAGCACAUCGAUCGCAUUAGUUGGAAAGUACACCAAAUUUUCAGACUCCUACGCAUCAGUGAUUAAAGCACUGGAACAUUCAGCCCUUGCAAUCAACUACAAGCUAGAGGUGAAAUACAUAGACUCUGCAUAUCUGGAGCAGAGCACAGAGCAGGAAGACCCGGUGAAGUAUCACGAGGCCUGGCAGAAGCUCUGCAGUGCUGAUGGUGUUUUGGUACCAGGAGGCUUUGGGGUACGAGGCACUGAGGGAAAGAUUCAUGCUAUUAACUGGGCAAGGAAACAGAAAAAGCCCUUUUUAGGUGUUUGUCUGGGCAUGCAGCUCGCUGUCUGUGAAUUUGCUCGCAAUGUACUUGGCUGGAAAGAUGCCAACUCUACUGAAUUCGAUCCUGACACAAAGUACCCUGUAGUGAUUGAAAUGCCAGAACAUAAUCCGGGACAAAUGGGUGGCACUAUGAGAUUGGGGAAAAGGCGAACCAUCUUCAAAGGCACCUCAAGUAUUCUCAGAAAAUUGUAUGGAGAUGUUGAAUAUGUUGAGGAACGACACAGACAUCGUUUUGAGGUGAAUCCAGAGCUAAAACACCAUUUGGAGGAAAAAGGCCUCCGUUUUGUGGGCCAGGACCAGGAGGGUGAACGAAUGGAAAUCAUUGAAAUGGCAGAUCAUGCUUACUUUGUGGGAGUGCAGUACCAUCCGGAGUUCACCUCUCGCCCCAUUAAGCCUUCCCCACCCUACUUUGGCCUGCUUUUAGCAGCUGCAGGAAAACUACAGAACUACCUGCUCAAAGGGUGCAGACUUUCACCACGAGACACAUACAGUGACCACAGUGGCAGUAGUUCUCCUGAUUUGGAGCUCUCUGAACUCAAAUUCCCAUCACUCGCAUAGAAGGGAUAUGCUCACACACAGUGGACAAGCACAAAGGGAAAUGAAAAGCUUUUUACUUUUAUCUUUACCUGAAGACAAAUCCUGUCAUCAUGUCAGCAUUAUUAUUUAUACUGAUUGUACUAUUGAUCAUUUUGUAUGAGAGUCGAAGAGACCUAUUACCGUUUAAUGGCGUUAAUGUUUUAUGCAAUCACUACAGCAGAACACAAAAUGAAUAAAUGAACUCAAAUACAAGAUUUAAAUGACCAUUUAUAGAGUGUUGGGGUCUAGAGAAAUAUUUAUAUGUGUAGAAAAGUAUUUUGCAUGUGGAAAGAUAACAUAAACUGUCAGGGAUUAAUAAUACAUGUUGCAUCUUUAAAUAAACAAUACAAAAUGUUUAUAUUGCCAUAAUAAACUAGAAAUGGUGCUAUAA
Ictalurus furcatus (blue catfish) is the source of this 3806-nucleotide messenger RNA. It is a transcript of the gene ctps1b, whose product is annotated as CTP synthase 1b. The record is from RefSeq and is a predicted model, not a curated record. NCBI's taxonomy places the organism in Eukaryota, Metazoa, Chordata, Actinopteri, Siluriformes, Ictaluridae. Bases 1628 to 3397 code for a protein of 589 amino acids. Gene Ontology annotation, molecular function: CTP synthase activity; identical protein binding. Gene Ontology annotation, biological process: pyrimidine nucleobase biosynthetic process; CTP biosynthetic process. The transcript is spliced from 18 exons. Gene Ontology annotation, cellular component: cytoophidium; cytoplasm.